AUGUGCUUCCUUACCAUAACCCAUGAAUGCGCUCGUGAGGUGAGCACUUACCGGGACAAGAACGGGAUCAACUAUUCCAGGAAGGCGAUUGAUGUGGCCUUUCACUUGAUAUUAACGGUUGUGGAACCCAAAGCAACUUUACCUCACCUCCAAGAAACAAUUCAGAAAUACCCUAACGAGUUUGAUAGCAAGGCUGUGAUUGCUGUGUCGGUAGAUAGUGAUACAAACAAUAAUUAG
Phytophthora nicotianae INRA-310 is the source of this 237-nucleotide messenger RNA. RefSeq lists its product as hypothetical. The record is from RefSeq and is a predicted model, not a curated record. The coding region runs from base 1 to 237 and encodes 78 amino acids. The transcript has 2 exons. NCBI's taxonomy places the organism in Eukaryota, Oomycota, Peronosporomycetes, Peronosporales, Peronosporaceae.